CGGACUAAACGUCACAUUCCUGCAUUCCCCUUUCCUCUCGGUCUGCUGCCUACGUUGGAGUCGUAACUCCACAGCUAAUCAUCCCCUUCACACACGCUCCCCUUUAUGUUUGUUUAAGAAGCACACACAUGAGGCGACCGGUUUGAGAUCAGGAGGUGAGCCCGGGUUCCUCCCCAGGAGACACAUCCUCAAUUCGGGUCACUUUCCUCCCCUCCAUCUCCGCCUCCUCCUCCCCACCUCUCAUUCACCUCCAGCCUAGUUGCCAUGGAGAGCUCAUCAGUGGCAUCAGCGUCGUCCGAGGCGGGGAGCACUCGCUCGCAGGAGAUCGAGGAGUUGGAGCGCUUCAUCGACAGCUACGUGCUGGAGUACCAGGUGCAGGGCCUUCUGGGAGACAAGGCGGAUGGAGACUUGAAUCAGGACGACGAAGGAAAGGGGCCACAGUGGACGGACGACUGCAACUACAGCAAAGAUGACAGCUGGACUUCAUCCCAGGGAAGAGAUUUCUCCAAACCGGUAAUUGAUGAGUGGGAUAACAGCAGUAACGGCAGCACGGGCUCCAGGCCCAGUUCUGGUUCCAGACCUGGUUCUGGCUCCCGAUCUGGCAGCAGGGGGCGAAACAACCAGUUCAAAUGCUCCUCCAAGAAUGGCAACAGAGAUGGUUCCUUUGACAUCCUGGGCACAGACAUAUGGGCUGCUAACACCAUGGACUCACUCGGAGGUACAGGUUGGGAUGUGCAGCCAGAUAAGCUGGACUUCAGCCACUUCCACAGAAAACACCUGAGAGGUGCACCAAAGCAUCUGCCGCACAUUGACAGAGAGGGGAUGAGCAAAAACACAUUUGAAGAAGAUGAUGGCAUAGACAUGAAUGACAUAGAGAGGUUCCUGCCCCAUCUGUGCUCUGUCUUCCCACCCCUUCCUAAUGAGGCUGAGAUCGCGCACACCAAAAAGCUCUUCCGACGCAAGAGGAAUGACCGACGGAGACAACAGCGACCUCAAGGAGGGAAGAACCAGAGUCCACACCUGUCUCCGCAACAUCAACGGGAUCAAACCCAACAGCAUUCACCGAACCCAACAGAAGCAGGAGACAAUAGAAACAAUGGCUCUGUGCGGUCUCCUCGGCAGUAUCAAGGAGGACACGGGCAACGCCAAGGAGGAACCUCGCACGGAUACAGCCAGAACAGACGUUGGCACCCCAAUCAGAAAGGCCACGGACAGCAAAACCUGUCAAUUUCUGAUAAAGGAGUACAACCGAGAGCAACCAAAGACACGACAGAGAAUGUAAAAGUGGGUAACAAGCAGAUCCGACAGAUGGAGGAGCCUCGAGACUGCAAGAGUCCACGUGACUCACCCAGAUCUGAGUCAGCGCUUAACACAAACGCUUCCUCAGAUCUGACAGGCAAAAAUUCUCCCAGCUCAUGGGGGACCAGCACGUCAAGCAAGGGGCAGUCCAUAGAGCCCCGGAUCAGCUUGCUUCAGUCGUCAAAGGAGAGGCUGAGGAGGAGACUGAAGGACAAGGAGGAGGCCCUCACAGAAGCAUCCGGCUCACAGAGCAUGGACCGCCUGGUCAAGCUACUCAACAGCAUGAGGAGGAACAGCAGCGGCGUGGAGGAGCAGCUGGCCUCCUUCAUGGAGGAGGCGCAGAACUCUGCACAGUCGGAGGAGACCUUGUCACAAGUGGUCAGCGCCAUCUACAGCAAGGCCGUCUCGGACCGGAGCUUCGCCACCACUGCCGCGAAGCUUUGCGACAAGAUGGCGCUGUUCAUGGUGGAGGGGACCAAGUUUAGGUCGCUGCUUCUCAACAUGUUCCAGAGGGACUUCGCCCGCCGCGAAGAGAUCCAGAAGUCGGACGUAGAGAUGUGGUUGGGUUUCAUCACUUUCCUGUGUGAGGUGUUUGGAACAAUGAUGAGCAGUUCCGGGCAGCCAUUCCGGGUACUCGUCUGUCCCAUCUAUACCUGCCUACGAGAGCUGUUGCAGUCCAAAGAUGUCAAGGAGGACGCCGUGCUGUGCUGCUCCAUGGAGCUGCAGAGCGCAGGGCGCCUCCUGGAGGAGCAGCUCCCCGAAAUGAUGACGGAGCUCCUGGCGGCCGUGCGGGACAAGAUGCUGUGCCCGGCCGAGUCGCCGCUGACCCGCUCUCUCCUCAUGGAGGUGGUGGAGCUGCACGCGCACCGCUGGAGCCCCCUGGAGGCGUUCACCACGCAGUACUACGACCGCACCAUCCAAAAGCUCACCACCACGGCCUAGCGCUUCUAAACGGACCCAAACUUAUGAAUUUGAACUGUGCAAUCCCAGUCGGUGAAGAUAUAGGAGGCUGAAAGUGAUGAUGCUUGGCCACUAGGGGCAGUGUAGCCCACAUGGGCGCUGGGAUAAAAGCGAGGGCUGGUGGUGGUGGGGGAAGAUGGCAGCAGCCUGUCUGUUGGGAAUAGAGAGAUUUUAUAGAGGAGGAGGGUCAGGGUGUCCGUGUCGGUCUCUUCAUUGUGUUCAUUUGUCCACCUCAGCCCCCCGACCCCACUCUGCGCGCCUCCAUGCCUCCUGCAGCCCUCGUGGCUGAUAAAAGAGAGAAAAAAAUAGGGGGAGGCAGGGAGCAGACGCGAUGCUGUCUGUAUGUCUGGGCCGUCUGCCCUCCCUUCCACAUGGACCUGGGUCACGAGGUCUCACCGCGGGACUCCCUCACGGCUCCUCCCCCUGCCUUUGUCUCCCCCCCUCCUUUAGCAGGAAGCCUUUUUGUGCGGAUGAGACAGCGGGCCUGCUGGGCCAGGCUGGGCUCAGGAUAAGGAUCAGGCUGGCUAGAGUAGGGUGGCAGAUGGCGGAUUGAGCCCUUGUGGGACACACACACACACACACUACAUCCAGGCGUUCUGCUCCCCAUAGCAAAAGAGGAAAUUGGGGGUCGGCAGCAUUAGAGAAUUAAAAAAACACACUGCUGUUAAUUCUUUUUGUUUUUGUCUCCCAAGCCGAGCAUCUCCCCUCAAGUGUAACACCACCCUUUUAUUUUUUUGUAUUUAUAUACUGUAUUUGACUAUUUAAUUCUUACCAAGGACUAUGGGGGCCACGCUGAAAAGAAAAAAUUGUCAAAUUCCGGGGGGGGGGGAGUCAUAGAAUGACGAGAAUAAUGUCGUAGUCUUACGGGAAGAAAGUUAUAAUAUACCAUAAAUAAAAUGAAUAGGCAAAGUCGUUUUUCGAAAUAAUUGUAAUCUUACGAGAAUAAAGUGAUCUUCGAGAAAUGUAGUCGUGUCGUGAGAACAAAGAUUACAGUCAUAAUGUAAUACUGCGAUAAAAGAUUUAUAAUAUGCACCUGGGGAUAAGCUGAUUGGCAACACUAAGCAGUCCCUAGAGUGUGAAUGUUGUCUGUCUAUCUGUGUUGGCCCUGCGAUGAGGUGGCGACUUGUCCAGGGUGUACCCCGCCUUCCGCCCGAAUGCAGCUGAGAUAGGCUCCAGCACCCCCCGCGACCCUUGAAGGGACAAGCGGUAGAAAAUGGAUGGAAGGAUGGUCUAACGUACUAUUAAUGGAAUAAAGUAUGUCUUUCUUCAAGGAAAGUAGUCAUGUUAUGAAAACAAAGAAUGCAGUCAUAAUGUUGCGCUAAUAAUCUAAUACUCCGUUAAAUAUUCAGGGUAUUACGGACUAAUGUACUAUUAGGGAAAAAGUCAAAAUUUUAUACAAAUGAGGUAAGACUGCUAUAAAAAUGUGUAAUAUUGUAGACUAACAUAUUACGGGAAAAAAAUGCAUAAUGUUACAUGAAUAAUGUAAUACUGCAAUAAAAGAUUUGUAAUAUUGUGGACUAAUGUACAAUUACAAGAAAAGAGUUGUAAUAUUACCAGAAAAUGGUAAUGUUAAGCGAAUAAUGUAAUACUGCAAUAAAAGGGUCGUAAUAUUAUGUACAAAUAUACUUUUACCAGAAACACUGCGUAAUGUUACACAAAUAAUGUGUGAUAAAAGAUUGGUAUUAUUAUGGACUAAUGUACUACAAUGAAAAAAUAAGUUGUCAUGUUACAAGAGCAAAGUUGUAUAGUUUCGUGAGUAAAGAUGUAAUUUACGAAAGAGUCAUAAUGUUAUACUUUACGUAUUACAUGAAAAAGUGGAAAUGAAGUCGUAAUAUAACAAGGAAAAGUGGCAAUAUUGAGAAUACAGUCAUGUGAAUUAAGACGUCAUUUACCGUAUUUUCCGGACCAUAGGGCGCACCGGAUUAUAAGGCGCACUGGAAAUGAGCGGGUGUAGUCAGGUCUGUUUUCAUACAAAAGGCGCACCAGAUCAUUAGGCGGUGGUCAUAUUAUGAUUUUUUUCUAAAUUUAAAACACUUCCUUGUGGUCUACAUAAAAUGUAAUGGUGGUUAUUUGGUCAAAAUGUUGCAUAGAUUAUGUUUUACAGACCAUCUUCAAGUCGCUUUCUGACAGUCGCUUCAGGAUGCGCCGUUUUGUGAUCGGUCUUAUUUACGUGGCUCACCUUCGACAGCGUCUUCUCCCCGUCAUCUUUGCUGUAGCGGUGUAGCGUGCAAGGACGGGAGUCGAAAAAGAAUCAAGAGAUGGAGCUCACUGUUUUAAUGACAUUCAGACUUGACCUAAAUCAAUAAUGGAGAAGCAUCUCCUCAUCCGUGGCUCACUAGUGCAACAACAACGCCGGAAACUUGUCCAGUUAAAAACCGUCCGACCGGAACUGUCUAAUAACUAAAGUUCUGUGGGUGAAUAAUGUAAACUCACUACAUCGGUAGUUUUUAGCGCUUCCAUAGAGAGUCCACUGACAGAUAUAAGUUAGAACUUUAUACUACUUUAUAUUGGAAAUGGCAAUAGUGAAGGAUGAAUGCCCCAUAACAAGAAGAUAUAGAAAAAGAAGCUUACGGACUACAACGGUGGACACGCGCGAAUUUUCGGGACUUAUGCAGAUCCCAAAUACAGAUCAGCAGGUACCAGAAGAUUAGAAAAGUUGGUUUUGCUUAAUAUUGCAAAACAAAACGCCAGAUAAUGUCCGCUAAUGUGUGCCAUUGUGCGGUCAUUAUGCACACACCAUAAUAAUACUUGUAUGUUUGACUAUCGUAGCCGUAAUGUACCAACAAUCCAUCAAGCGGUGCGGCUUCAUAGCUUACCAAAGUCGUACUAAAACAUGUUGACAGAUUUUACGCGCCGUGUGUAAUGUUCUAUAUUCUCAAUGGAACAUUUAAAGUUUUGGUGUUGUUUACUGGCGUCAUAUUGCAGUCUAUAUGUAUCUCUUAUGUGUUACUUUUACUACCAUCUACUGGUCACACUUAUCAUUACACCAUGUGCCAAAAAAAUUGCUUCGAGGUCGGUAGGCACAACCAGAGUUAUUCCGUACAUUAGCCACACCGGACUAUAAGGCGCACUGUCGAUUUUUGAGAAAUUUUAAGGAUUUUAAGUGCGACUCAUAGUCUAAAUAAAUGUUAUGAUAAAGCUGUGAAUAUUAAGGGAAAAAGUUGUCACGCAAAUGAAGUCCUAAUAAAACAAAAAAGCAAUAUUAUGUGAAUAAAGACGUGAUUUACACGAAAGUCUUGAUUUUAGGAUAAUAAAGCUGUAAAUAUUACGAGGAAAAGUGUUGCACUAACGAAGUUGUAAUAUAACAAUAAAGUCGUAUUGUUAUGUGAAGGUGGCUAUAAUUUGCGACGAAGUUUAAUCAUUUCAUAACAACAAAGCUGUACUGUUACAAGGGAGGAAAAGUCGCAAAGUUGUGCAAAUGAAGUUUUAAUAAGGAAUAAUAACAUAAUGUAAUGUUAUGUGAAUAAUGAUGUCAUUUAAGACAAAACGUUUUACAAUGACGUUGUAAUAUUGUACAAUUAAGUUGUAGUUUUAAGUGGAAAAGUAAUAAUUUUCCAGAAAUAAGUCGCUAUGGAAAUAAAUUCACAAGGUUACAGAGGGAAAAAAAAGUCUGUAACAUUCUGUAAUAAUUGUAAUAUUCUAAAAGUCUAGUUGUGACGUUAGAAGGAAAUGUGGCGUCAGAAUUUUUUCGGAAUAUCGUAAGAUUUUGUGCAAUUAAAGUGGUUAUAUUAAAGAAAAAUAGUCAGAAGUUUGCAAGAAUUAAGUUGUAACGCUAGCUGAGUAAAAAUGAGAGAUUAGUAAGAAAAAGUCGGAAUCUUACAAUGACUUUAAUUUCAAACGUUUCAGAGAAAAAUGGCGUAAUGCUAACGUUGUAACAUUAUGCCUGUAAUGCCUGAAUGUUUUAGGAAAAGUCAUCAUUUUAGGAUAUAAAAUUGUAAUUGCAUGAUACAGUUGCAAUAUUUCAAGGAAAAGUUGCAUAUUUGUGUUACAGAAGCUUAAAGUAUAUGGAAAUAAAGUUGUACAGAUAAGGUAAUUAAGUUCAAAUAUUGCAACAAAAAAUAAAAAAUGAUAAUAUCAUGAGAACAAAGUGCUGUAGCAAUGUUACGAUAAUUAAAUUAGUAAUUCAAUUUCCAACAAUAAUGAUCGCAUUAGAGGCUACUCCCGUAUGAAAUAUUUACUGUGACCUUAUUCUCGUAAUUCAGACUAUUCCCAACUAUGACCAUAUGUUUUCAGCGUUGCCCUGAUAUAAUAUACAUUACAUUGUCAAACCUUGUUUUUAUGAUUUUCAACAUGUAUGUAUGAGAUCUAUUAUUAGAUAUAGCGCUAGGCCAUAUUGCACGUUUGAGUUGUUUGCACUGUUGUGAGGCAGUUUGCUUUAAACAAACAAAAAAAAAUCAGUAAAAGGAAAUUGUUGGUAAGAUAAAAGAAAAUAGGAAAAAAAUGGGGGGGAGGCAAAUCAAAGGUAGCUGACAUUUACCUGCCCUUUUGCCGUGAAUAUUUGGUGUGCGUUCAAUAUUGACACUAGUUGAUCAUUUUUUUGGUGUUUCAGGAAAAAAAUGUCAUUUAUUAACCUGUGUAUUUCAAAACAACCUAGCCAAAAAUAUAUAUCUAUCUCUUUAUAUCUAUAUGUACACACAGAGCUAACUAAUGUGCACUGUGAUUGGUCACACAGCAUCUGUGAAUUGGCUCUCUGUGAUCUGUGUUGAGUAUAUUUGCAAGUAUUUAAAUAUCAUUGAAGUGUCUUGAGUCCGCAAACAAGAUGUGACGGGGUAAAAAACAUUAUCCCGUGCAUUUUGAUCAUUAAUUAGCUUGUUGCUUUCAUGAACAAUCACACACAAACGGUGUCCCAAUUCAGUGGCUACAUGUUACUCAUUUCGCAUAUUUUCACAGAAGUUUGUGUUGCCAUAUUUAAACAUGUUUUUCCUUAUCUUGGGAUUUAAGGAGGCCGUUUGAUAGUAGCGAUGCAUCCAGUAAAAAGCGUCAAAAGAAGGCUGCGUUUGAAGGAAAUUUAAAAUUAGAUAUGUUUUAUUAUCUGUACAUAUUUUGCCGUCGCAUUCUUAAGAACUUUUUGAAACUGUUUGAAAUUGUGAUAUUUUGACAACAAGAUUAAAGGGAGAAAAAAGUUGAACUGUUACAGCUAUCUGGAUGUUAUAAGAAAAAAAAAGAACAAGAAUUAGACCCCGUUUACACUAAGCCUGAUAAGGUUAUCCAGGGUAAAUCACACCUAACCUUAUCCGUGUCCACACACAACAAUGCCACCGUUUAAGACCCUCUCACCGCUCUGUCCGCCGACGCAACACGACCUAGUACGCAUGUGCAGAAAAUGCGCACGUCAUAGUCACCUCCAGUGUUGCUUUGUGUGCAAGUUCUUCAAUUUAACUUAUCUGCACAAUAUCCAGUUGUUGUGGUAUUUCAAUUAACUGGAAUCCAGUGUGCUGUGGGGACCUAUUGUAAUGAAUCACACCUGAGCCAUCAUAAAUUAAUCUUUAUUGGACACGUGAAAGUAAACAAUGUGAUAAAGAACAUUUUAUAUCAAUCAAACUAGGGAUCUAGAUAUCUGGUCAGGACACUCCUCACUCUUUUGCCUUCACCUUCAUUGUCCAUUCGGUUUUGGUGACUUUAUAUACUCUGGACCUAGAUGUUGAGUCCGCGACAUACAUGGCGGACAAUAACUGAUACAGUCUGCUUUGCCGGUCCAAAUGCAUUUGAUGUUUUCCGUAGUCUUCCCUCGACGGCCAAGUAAUAUAAAGCACACGCUACCUUUUUUAUCACAUCCACGGGAGCCCGCAUUUUCGUUGUCUCUCCUUCGACAAAUGGACAAAGUUUUUCGCUAAGUAGAAUCACAGCUGACCUGGACAUUCGAAAGUUCUCUUGCCGUCUGAGAAGUGUUGUAUCCCAAAUAGCUGCAAUCGCACGUUUUCUUCUCUUAAGGUAUUCAUGUGUGAUUUCCGCAAGCGUCUGUACAGACGGAAGGAGAAACACGGGCAUGUCUGGAUGACUCUCCUUCAUAUUUCCAGUGGUUAGCUCCGAGUUACGAAACCACUUUAUUAUGAAGCUGGCUGUGGCGCGUUCUUUCUGACAUCACUUCUUUCUGGCGUUACUUCCUCUCCAAACUCAGUUUGUAAAUGAUUAAUGAGUCCAUACAAAGCUAAGGGCCGGAGAUUCAAGUAAUAGAUGGCCCACUUACCCGUGUAAAAAAUUGUCCAAGGAGGGGAACCUUAAACGAUGGUUUAGUGUGGCUGAAACGGGGCUUAGGCUAAAUAAUUAUUCGUGUAAGGGGUUAAACAACUUAGUGCAGUCAUGGCCUUAGAGGGGGAAAAAAGUCUUGGAAUGUUAUGAGUCAAUAACACGAGGGAAAAAAGCGUAGAUUUCUGUGGCUAAAGUUGUAAUGUUACAGAAAGAAGUCUGUAAUGUUACGUGAAGACAUAGAUAAAAAGGUAAUUUACAAAGAAAAAGUCUUAAUCUUGCAAUGAAUUUGUAAUGAUUGUUAUUUUAAUGCUAUUGGAAUGAAGUCGCAAUGGAAGGCAAGUUAAAAUGAAAAAAAUUUCAUGUUAAAAGAAUAAUGUUUACUUUUCGUGACUAUAGGCGCAAGUGUAACACGUUUUAUUGUGUGCUGUUGUGUUUAAAUAUUUGUUUUCAUCAUCAGGACAAGGACGGCGAAGGAUAGUAGCGAUAUUUCCUACAAAAAAAACAUGAAAAGAAGGCCGCAUUUGAAGGAAUCUUUGAAUUGUUGCUCUUUAACGUCGCUUUAAAAAAAUGCAGCCUCUGAGUUGGGACACGGCUUCACACGCGCAGGAGUGUAAUGCUACUAAGACGUCUGUGCUAAUUCAAGCUAACAAAUUAACUUUUUUUUAACACUGUUUUAAGUGCCUUACAAGUCAUUGAACAGAGGAGCCAAACUAUGUAUCCAGCAUGUAGGCCUUAGCGUAGCUCGUUAGCAUCAGCUUAGCCUAGCAUGUUGCUAACUUGUGAAGUAACCUUCCACUCCUAGCGUGUGCUCACACUACAUUUUUGUUUUAAAGUGUUAUUUUCUCUUUGUCUUGCAUCAAGAAUUCUAAUAUUGUGUGGUAGAAACACAAGGGAGAUGAGGUUGUAUUUUACUUUGAUUUCUAGCUUGGUAUUUAAGUUAAGCUCAUAUAUGUUAUACAUGUUUUCGAGACUUCUGAAACAGUUGUGAUACCUAGCUUGCGGGUAAGUGUGGUAUUACUGUGUUUUAGUCAAUGACAAUAAUACGCAUACCGGGGUCACUUUUUGUUAUGCAAAAACCAUGUACCAGAUUGGGGGGCAGGAAGGGAUGUGGGAUGCCCACCAGCCCCUUCAUCGUCAUCCUUGUCUGCCCCUCUAAUGGAGUCCCCCCACCCUGCCUGCCCUUAGACCCCUUUUCUCGGGGGUCACAUGACGUAUGAAUGGGACGAGGCGCCAUUUUUUUGCAUAUUGUCAUGAAUAUUAAACAAAACUGUUGGAGGCUCCAGACUGCUAGGCUUUCUGUGAGCAAGUGGAAAAUAAAAAGAAGAGGGGAAAAAAGAUCCGAUGG
Messenger RNA from Entelurus aequoreus (snake pipefish), 9793 nucleotides. It is a transcript of the gene ctif, whose product is annotated as CBP80/20-dependent translation initiation factor. Bases 265 to 2241 code for a protein of 658 amino acids. Gene Ontology annotation, biological process: regulation of translational initiation. Lineage: Eukaryota; Metazoa; Chordata; Actinopteri; Syngnathiformes; Syngnathidae. Gene Ontology annotation, cellular component: cytosol. The transcript has 13 exons. Gene Ontology annotation, molecular function: RNA binding; protein binding; translation activator activity. The record is from RefSeq and is a predicted model, not a curated record.